AUGGAUCUCAUGAGUCUGACCGCUCGAGACCUUUCCAACAAAUGUCUCGAGGCUUUCCAAAUAUGCUUGACUUCUCAGUCUCCAAACCCCGGUCUGUCCAAUCAACACGCGUCUCAUGAUGAGCGAUUUGAGUAUCGCUUAGCAGACUUUAAUCUCUGGAUUGACGGUAUCGGUGCACUGGCUCCUUCAAAAGCGUCACUCGACGCGAGGCUUAGUGAGCGACCGAUUGACCUUUCCCUCGUCAAAGGAAACCUUGUCAUACUGUUUCAGUCACUGGAAGACUGUUUAAGUCUGCUGCAAGCCAAUGAAUCGCUCGAAGAAGUCUUGCUCGAUAUUGACUCGGCCUUGGAAAGUCUCGUCACUCUGUCUCUAGCUAUUCGUAGGACAGGGCGUCGGUCGCGCCUUCACAAAGCAGAUCGUCUUUUCAAACCGGAAGAACAUGCUGGAUUGAGGAAACACUUGGAAGCCAUUAUUGUUCUCCGUCCUGGGUCUGGUCCAGGCCCUAAAGACGAUGAGUUCAGAACUAGGAUGGAAUCUUUGACAUCACUUCAAAGUCAUCUUGUCACAGCCAACUUGAAGCGGAGGAAUCGAUUCAUACAAGCCCAACUACAUUCUUUACGUUUGAGGAAAAGAAGUGCUGGGUUUGAACUCACGGUGUCGGAAGUCCCUGUGAAUAAUACUGCUUUAGCGCCUAGUCCAGAAAAUAGCAUGGGGGGAAUCAACAUGCCCCCGUCUAUCCCUCCUACGCAGACACUAAACAGGCCGCUGCCAGCGCCAAUGUCAGUCACCUCAGCGUCAGUUCCCGAGAGUGUCCAGCUCCAGAUGUUUACUAUAGCAGCCGGUCGAUGCUGGAACAGCACUUUCGACAAGAUCACCCGCCAGUCUGGCAUGUCCAUGACUUCUCUUUACGGUCUCUUCCUUGGCCUAGACCUUCAGAAGUUGAUAUCGGCGGUGAGGUCGGGUCUUUCAACCCGGAAGAUGGCGAAGCUGCUGCUAUCACUCAAAUGGCUGGAUGCCUAUGAGCACGAGACAGAAGAGAUUGAUCCUACACUGAAGCUAUCGACUUGCGACCAUGGAAGAUUACCAACUAUAACCGAGCAGAUCAGGUCUGAGGGAGAGGACAAGCUUGGUCUUGACAUCGGCUUUGCUGACGAGCAUGGCGACGAAUCUGCCGAGGCUGAGACUGAUAUUUCCCAGCUUACGCAACAUACAACCGAGUCAGUGAACGAUUCAGCGGAGGAACGUAGUUAUCACCGUUGUCUUGACUGCUCUACUAUAAUUGUAUUGGAACACGGGGAUGAUCCUACAUUGCAAUGUGCCAAGUGUCAAAGCAAACGCAUCGAACUUGUUGGUUCCCUCUUACAAAUGCGUCCUUCCCAGAACACUAACAACGUUAAACAGAUUAAACCCGCAAAUGAUCCUGACCGCAAAGCCCACUACGCCGCCGUUCUUGACUCGUUAGAACCGCAGCACUCCAUACCGACCGCUCGUGAAUCUACUUCUGGCUUUCGAAGGUUCACUGACCGCCUCUUCUCCCGCAAGAAGGCUGAUGAUAUUGAACCUCAGCACAGCUCGGGAGCCACCGAGAAUUUGAUUCAAUAUCUUGGUCUGAAACAGAAGGCUGUAGAAAACCAGAAGGCCUGGAAGAUUCUGAUCAGUGUUUACCAUAGGCGUUUAGACUCUCCUACGAAAACACAGUCUAUGUUUGAUGAUUUCAUCAGAAAUGUUCAAUAUCAGAAUAGCCUGCCAACUCUUCAACCAGUAUCUGAUCCGCGUAGCUUCUUAGAAGUUAUGGUCAAGUUCUACUUGGAUCCACUCAAACAACUUCCCCCGAAGGACCUCACAAAACCUAUAUCGAACUACUUUAUCAACAGCAGCCAUCGGACGCCCUCACAUACGUUGUCAGAGUCUCGCGAUGCUUAUGAUGCAAUAAAAGAGGUACUUUAUUUUGGGCAUCGAUCUAUUGAUUUGGAUGUUUGGAAUGGUGAAAAAGAGCAAUCCAGGCCUGGACAGAACUCGAAAGCAAUUAGCCGGUUCUUCGGCCUUACCAAAGGAACUGGCCCGAUCAUACCUGCGUCUCCUAAGUCCCCAGCAUCCCAAUCAGAUCACUUGAGUCACCCCACAGAACCAAUAGUCACAGAUGGCUAUGCUCGUAUGAUACCCUGCGGCUUCAUGGAAGCCUGUCAAGUGAUCAGAAAGUCUGCCUUUGUUAGUUCUGAUCUACCUGUGAUCAUAAAUCUUGAGGUUCACGCAGACGCUGAACAGCAAGAGAUGAUGGUCAAAAUAAUGAAGGAAGAGUGGCAUGGUAUUCUGGUUGAUGAGCCACUCGAGGGCUACGAUCCACGAUUUCGACUACCGACAUUGGAGGAUCUUCGAGGUCGGAUACUUGUUAGACUCGGAGCGAUAACAAGUAUUUCUGUGCCCAACCCUGAUCAGUCUGACAACGAUCUGCAUGGAGGCGGCCACCAUAGACUAGGGCGUAUCUCCAUUAUACAACCGCUGGCUGAACUCGGGGUUUACUUACGACGCGAGAAAUUUGAGGGUUUCACCGACAUGCAUACCAGUUCCCCUGGUCAUCUUUUCUCCCUGCAGGAAAGUAAGGUACAGGAACUGAUUUCAACGUCGCCCACUAAACUCUUUCGACACAAUCAAGACUACUUCUUUCGUGUCUAUCCGAGCUCGGCAAGACAAGGCUCUUCAAAUCUUGAUCCUUUAAGAUUUUGGAGAUACGGCAUUCAGAUGGCUGGUAUUGCCCGACACCACCUAGAUGAGGGCAUGAUGUUAAAUGAAGCAAUGUUCGCCGACGAAUCAGGAUGGGUUCUCAAACCCAAUGGCUAUCGAAGUUUAAAUAUGUACAAUCCAGCCGAUCCAAAAGAAGCUCCCAGAAAAGGUCUCGAGCUGAAUAUAUUCGCUUUCAAAGAUCAGGAGUUUCUGACCAGUACCGGUCGAGAAAUUAAGAACCUGGCGUCAUUCAUGAUAGUCUCACUUCACAUUAAUGACGAAGAAAUGCCUCGCGUACCAAAACAAGAACUCAACACUACAGAGAAUGAAUCAGGGGCUUUGGGAUACAAUCUCAACUUCUUUGUUACAAGGGCACAGGCCACCAUUAUUCCGAAACUCUGCAUCCUUAGGUGA
This is a messenger RNA of Fusarium subglutinans, 3135 nucleotides long. RefSeq names its product 1-phosphatidylinositol-4 5-bisphosphate phosphodiesterase 1. The coding region runs from base 1 to 3135 and encodes 1044 amino acids. Gene Ontology annotation, biological process: lipid metabolic process; phosphatidylinositol-mediated signaling. Gene Ontology annotation, molecular function: phosphatidylinositol-4,5-bisphosphate phospholipase C activity. The transcript has 4 exons. NCBI's taxonomy places the organism in Eukaryota, Fungi, Ascomycota, Sordariomycetes, Hypocreales, Nectriaceae. The record is from RefSeq and is a predicted model, not a curated record.